This is a messenger RNA of Penicillium salamii, 2178 nucleotides long. Lineage: Eukaryota; Fungi; Ascomycota; Eurotiomycetes; Eurotiales; Aspergillaceae. The record is from the annotation of a GenBank genome assembly.
AUGCGAAACAUUGAGGAGACCAGGAAAAGAUGGGACAUUCUGUUCUCCGAUCAUGAUACACCUUCCGACCUUCGAACGGCGCUACAGUCCGAGCAGGGAGAUCUGUGCAAUGACGGCCUGAGAUCGGUUUGCUGGAAGGCAUUCCUGAUCUUCGACGGUUUGGAUCGGAACGAAUGGACAUCCAAGCUCGACGAAUCCCGGGACGCGUAUUGCGCACUGCGCGACCACUUCUUGAAAUACAUUGAACAUCCAGAUGACUUGGACUCGACCCUCGAUCCGCUGGCGGACGAUGAACAGUCACCAUGGAAAAGCCUCCGAAACGACGAGGCGCUGCGCGCGGAAAUCCUACAAGAUGUUGACCGAUGCUUACAAGAGAACCUCUUUUUCCAUGAACCUGAGACGAAAUCCAAAUUGACCGAUAUAUUGUUCGUCUACUCAAAACUCAAUCCGGACGUGGGUUAUCGGCAAGGAAUGCACGAGCUCCUUGCACCCAUUCUUUGGGUGGUGGAUCGAGACUCUGUGGGCCCUCAAUCUGCGGAAACUGGCCCGGGCAAGGAUCAGAGUGAGAGACUGAUGCUUCGGCUUCUUGAUCCUCGAUUUGUGGAACACGAUUCAUUUACUCUUUUUCUCUCCGUUAUGCAAACAGCUCGCACAUAUUAUGAACAUGGGGAGGUACGAUCUGUAAACGGCCAGAUGGGUGUGAUUCCCAUAGUCGAACGGUGUCAAUAUCUACAUCAGGAAGCUUUGUCCGUCGUUGAUCACGAACUAGCGGAGCACUUGGAAGCCAUCGAUAUUUUGCCGCAAAUAUUUUUGACCCGUUGGAUGCGCCUUCUGUUUGGCCGAGAAUUCCCAUUCGAAGAUGUGUUGACAACGUGGGAUCUUUUGUUUGCUCAUGGGCUAAGAUCAGAUCUUGUUGAUUUCACGUGUAUUGCAAUGUUGCUCCGAAUUCGUUGGCAGUUACUCGAGGCGGAUUAUACUACCGCACUUACCUUGUUACUUCGAUAUCCCUCACCUCAACCGCAUGCCCCCCAGGAUUUUGUCCGGGAUGCCAUUUAUUUGGAACAGAACCCUACAGCCGACAGAGGCAAUUUCAUCAUCUCAAAAUAUUCGGGUAGGCCGCCUGAUUCUCAAAGCCCUGCCCAGUCUAGCACUCGACCCAUGAGGAGGGCUUUUCUAUGGGACGACUUCAAAAGACGCAGCGAGAGCAAUUCGCCUUCUCAUCAUUCCAAUCGAAAUAAUUCGAAGAGCCUUGAGUCGAUCUUCCAAGACGUUUCUCAGAAUAUUCAACGUCGCACCGAGUCCUGGGGCGUGGCUAAAGCCGUCCGAGGUGCUGUGACUGAAGCCCGGAAGAAUAUGCAAACAAUGCACUAUGACCCUAACAUGCGCACUGCUUCCAGGCCUGCCCCUGUCGAAACAGCUCCCGGUGUUCAAUCAAAGGCGUAUACAGCACGUCCAGAGGUCACCGCGGGACUAGAAAAGAAGAUUGCUCUUCUUGAAGAAAGAAACCAGGCUCUGGCUUCUGAUUUACGGGAGGCACUGGAGGAUCUUGGUGCACAGUUGGCCAAGGUCCAUGACUUGGAUUCCGAUGUCAAUGGUGCCAUCAAACAUGCCCUAUCCAAGGCUGAGGGCGUGCAAGCCCGCUUGCAAGAUCCUUCUCUUACAGUCGAGACAUCGGAAAUCUACACCAACGGGGAUGCUGAGCACGGUCAACCGAGCAAGCCACAAGACAGAGCCACUUCACCAACGAGCAAUAAUGGUAUCAGUACUUUGACAAGCAAGUCUCGAUUACAAACGUCCAAUCCCGAGAACACGGAUUGGACCGAGCCGAUUGCCGAUAGUGGAACCCCCAAGCCCGCCUCCAUCGCCACGGCAGACCGGAUGAACACUGGUAAAACAUCCGAUGCCGCGCGGACAACCCCCUCGCGAGCAGCUGUGCGACCAUCCCUCACAAAUUCGGGAUUCUCAUGGAUGCUUGGCGGUGGUCGGAACCUGUCGGGCUUUGUGAGCUCAUCACCCCCACCGGAACAGACUAGGCAUCUCGACCAAAACCGCAAGCACAACGCCUUGUUUGGAUCUGGUGGAGAUGACCGCCCAGGAACCGAUGCCGGCCACGGUGAAUUGGCACUACACAGCCUUCGGGGGUCCCGGGACCCUCUUUCAGGGACUGGCCCAUUGUGA